AUGAACACUAAUCAGUCCAAUUUGAACACAGAUCUAUCCGAUGAUACCAAUAUAGAACAUACGUUGCACCGGCUGCUCACUCAAGCAAAUAAUCAUUUUGAUGACACAGUGAAAAUUGAUGGGCAUGGUUUGGAUUUGGGAAAGGAUCUUGAGCAAGUUGUGAUGGAUAACCUGGACUGUACUGAUAUUUUUGAUUCCGACAUUAGUUCUCAAAAGCAUCUAACAUUGGAGUCUUUAUUUUAUGAUGAACACAACACCGAUUCAAGCACCCUUCUAGAGAUGCAGAAAAGUGCUAAUGAUAGUCUAAUUAGUAUUGAUUUUGAUAGACAUGACCAUAAAAAUGACCCUGCUAAUAAGGCAUCACCACAUGAAAUUACAAACCAAACUAGCGUACAUAGAACCGACAAGGAAGUAAAAAACUAUAAGAUAGAUAAACCCACCAUCAAAAAAAAGAAAUCUCUGUUGAAGACUACAAAUGAACCUAUGUUAUCACCUGCAUCACUAUCACCUUCAUCUUCUUUAGCUUCAUCCGAUAACAGUGAAUCCCACUUAAAAAUAGAGUCCAUGAUUACUGAUAUAGCAUCUAAAAUAGAUUCUGCAAGACAAGAUAUAGUGUGUGCGAAGAAGCCUGCCAAAUUUACAAAUGAGUUUACAAUAAAUCAAAUAUCGGAAAUGAAAGCAAGGAUAAUUAAUACUCAUAAACUGCUCUUGAAUUUCAAUUUCAUUAAAGAAGGUUACGCCAGGUCUUGUAUUCAAUUGAAAAAGACCAUGGAUUCCUUGAAGGAUAGCGAAAUUCAUAGAGCUCAUUUAUUGGUUGAAAAUGAUGAUUUGAAGCAACAAAUCUCAGAACUUACUCGAAAACUAAAUGAAAAACAAUCCAAGUGA
Molecule: messenger RNA, 885 nt
Organism: Saccharomyces mikatae IFO 1815
Lineage: Eukaryota; Fungi; Ascomycota; Saccharomycetes; Saccharomycetales; Saccharomycetaceae
Gene: ATC1
Product: Atc1p
Exons: 1
Coding region: 1-885 (294 amino acids)
Source: RefSeq, a predicted model, not a curated record